AUGGGAGACGAGUCGUACCCAGAAUGCCGAGCUCAGGAGCUGUUUGACGAGUUUGUGUCGGCAUCCACCUGCAGGGCGGCACUGUCGUCCUUCAGCCAGCUGUGCGAACAUCUGCAGCUGGACCGCAGCGCCGCAGAGAGGCCGCUCUACCGACCAAUCAAACACCGCCUCAACUACUGGAGGGCCAACGCUCUGUGGGCCAAGCUGGACCGAAGGGCCAAUCAGAAGGAGUACCUGAGGGGGGGGCGAGUGUGCAGCAACACCACGUGUGUGAUCAUUGGGGCGGGGCCCUGUGGUCUGAGGACGGCGGUGGAGCUCAGCUUCAUGGGAGCUCGGGUAGUGCUGCUUGAAAAGAGGGACUCCUUCUCCAGGAACAACGUUCUCCACCUGUGGCCCUUCACCAUCCACGACCUGCGAGGCCUCGGGGCCAAGAAGUUCUACGGAAAGUUCUGCGCCGGUUCCAUCGAUCACAUCAGUAUCCGUCAGCUGCAGCUGGUCCUGCUAAAGGUCUCCUUACUGUUGGGGGUUGAAGUCCAUGUCAACGUGGAGUUUAAGAACCUGGUGGAGCCGCCAGAAGACCAGCAGAGACGCAAGGUGGGCUGGAGGAUGGAGGUGAGUCCAAAGUCUCACGCUGUCAAUCAGCUGGAGUUUGAUGUCAUCAUCGGAGCAGACGGACACAGGAACACACUUCCAGGUUUCAGGCGUAAAGAGUUUAGAGGGAAGCUGGCCAUCGCCAUCACAGCUAACUUUAAAAACAGAAACACCUCAGCCGAGGCCAAAGUGGAGGAGAUCAGUGGAGUUGCUUUCAUCUUCAACCAGAGGUUCUUCCAGGAACUUCGACAGGAGACUGGGAUCGAUCUGGAGAACAUCGUUUACUACAAAGAUGACACUCACUACUUUGUGAUGACGGCAAAGAAACAGAGUCUGUUGGAGAAAAGAGUCAUUAAACAGGACUUUGCAGACACCGAGCUGCUUCUGUCUCGGUCAAACGUGGACCAGAAUGCAUUGCAGGCGUACGCCCGUGAGGCCGCUGACUUCUCCACCAAUCACCAGCUGCCGUCUCUGGACUUCGCCAUGAAUCACUACGCUCAGCCGGACGUCGCCAUGUUCGACUUCACCUGCAUGUACGCGUCGGAGAACGCCGCCAUGGUCCGCCAACGCCACGGACACCAGCUGCUGGUCACACUGGUGGGAGACAGUUUACUGGAGCCCUUCUGGCCGAUGGGAACAGGAAUAGCUCGAGGCUUUCUGGCAGCUCUGGAUUCAGCCUGGAUGAUCCAGAGAUGGUCCAGAGGAGAAGGUCCGCUGGACAUCCUGGCAGACAGAGAGAGUCUGUACCGUGUCCUCCCUCAGACGACUCAGGAGAACCUUCAGAAGAACAUCAGUCUGUUUACAGUUGACCCGUCAACCAGAUACCUGAACAUCAACCUGAUGCUCAUCACACCUGCUCAGGUGAGACACCUGGUGGACACAGGUGAGGAGGCGGGGCUAAACACAGACUGUGGUGACAUCAUCCGCCUGCCGUCUCCAGGAUUCCUCACACAGAGUUCUUUCUCUCAGUCCAAUGAGCUGCUGACUUGGUGUCAGGAGCAGACCCGUGGUUACCGUGGCGUUGCCGUUAGCGACCUGACUACUUCCUGGAAGAAUGGCCUCGCUCUCUGUGCCCUGAUUCACCGAUACCGCCCUGACCUCAUAGACUUUGACUCUCUGGCCGUCUCCUCAUGGGAGGAAAACACUCGUCUGAGCUUCGAUGUGGCUGAACGUCACUUUGGGAUUUCUCCUCUGAUGACGGUCGACGAGAUGAAUUCUGUCGCAGAACCAGAUUCUCUGUCGAUGGUGAUGUACCUGAGUCAGUUCUACCAGGUGUUAAAGGACACGCUGCCCCCUGCUGGUGCUCUGACUCACAGUUCUGACCUCAGAUCAGCUCUCACCGGUCCGGCCUCUCUGCUCAGCAGACUGGGACUCAGUCCGUCCAGGAAGAGGAACCCAAAGGAGCAGAAAGACGCUCUGGGCAAAAGGAGGAAGACCAGUGGAGUGGAGUGUCAAGAGCAGCAGGAGUCAUGUGACCUGAGCGCUGAUGACCUCACCCAGGUGAACUACGAUGCCUUUGUGGGUGGGGCCAGUCGCUCCAGAGUGCGUCUGAUGGCCAAUCAGCUGCAGGCGAAGCUGGACGAGAGCAGUUCUUCUUCUGCUUCUUCUUCUGCAGCGGCUUUACGUCUACAGGGGGAGCUGAUGUCCAGACUCCCCACCCCCUCUGAGCCAGCUGAAGUUCCGGGUCAGACGUCAUGGAAACCGAGGAAACGGACUCUGCAGCAGGAACAGAUGAGUUUUCGAUUCAGAGAGAAGAUCAAGUCUCAGUCCCAGGAGCAGUCCUCAGGCCGCAGCGCUGUGUGUUUCUUCUGUCAGAAGAGAGUUUACCUGAUGGAGCGUCUGAGUGCAGAGAGUCUGUUCUUCCAUCGCAGCUGUUUCCAGUGUUUCUCCUGCAGCAGCACUCUGCGACUGGCGGCUUACGCCUUCGACCGGAAUCACCGGAGGUUCUACUGUCUUCAGCACUACGACUCUUGUCUGGGCGCUCCGACGGCGAGGACCAGAGCGACCUCCCACCGAGCCUCCAUCGCGUCUCUGGGUUCAGCUCCUUCACGAUCCUCUGCAGACUCUCGGGUCUCUGCUGACCGUCGUCGGUCCUCAGUGGUUUCUGUGAUGAUGGCGACGCCGGAGAGGAUCGAGCUGGAAAACUACCGCCGGAGCUCGACGGCGAUGGAGGCGGAGCUGCUGGAGGAGCCCGAGGAGCCCGAGGAGCCCGAGGAGGUCUCUGAGGAGACACUGAACCACUUCAACCUCAGCAGGGACCAGAGAGUCCACCACAGAUCCAGUUCAGAGUCAGAGAUGGAGGAAGAAGAGGAUGAAGGUCGUCGUCAUCAGGGGGAGUACAGUCCGUUGGAGAUGGAGCGACGUUCAGGCCUUUGGCUCCUGUUAGAGGAGGAGACAGACGAGGAGUUUUCUCCUCUCAUCUCCCAAAGCAUCUCCUCAGCAGCAGGAAGUGACAUCACACACUGUGACACACCUGCCUCCACCUCGCCGUCUUGCAUCACCUCCUUCACACCUCCAUCUGAGACUUUGCCCAGCGCCAACACGCCGUCAACUGCCUCCUUUGUCACCACGUCUGACUCCGCCCCAGAUGAGGACGGAGACAAUGCUCUGCCCACACAGCACACACCUGUCGUUGUCAUGGAGACAGCUGUUCAGAGGCAACCUGCUCUCCUCCAUGACAGAGAGGCAGGGCCAGAUGUUGAACUGGCGGGAUCAGAGAAAGAGGAGGCGGGGUCUUACGGGGUGAGGAAGGGAAGGGGACCUAGAGGGGCCCACAGCCUCCCCCCUUUGCAGGGUCGGGGCGGGUCAGUCCUCUUCCAUCUGAAGGGUCCCGGAACAGCUCAACCCCCCAGACAGGUGGAGGUGGAAGGGGGCGGGGCCAGAAACCUGUUGAGGUCUGUCUUUUUAGGAAACAGGAAGGAGAAGAAGAAGAAGAAGAGGGGCAGGACUUUACCUCCUGGUGCAGAGAGGGACACAGCCAAUCAGAGGAGAGCUACAGAUGUGAGAGGAGGCCUGACAGAAGAGUCUGAUCUGGACUCGUCAGCUCUGCUGCAGAGAUGUUCACUGAAACCAGGAAACAACCUUCGUUUGGAUUUGUCUGACCUCAUGUCUGAAAUCCAGAGGGUCACGAUAAAAGAGGACCAGGAGCCGGCGUACAUUCCUCACGCUCUGGCUUUUAAACGAGCGUAUGCCAUCAAGAAACGCUCUCCGAAGGACAGAGUCCCCCUCCAGGACUCUGACGGACAGUCCUCGUGUCCAACAGAGGUGUUAGGGGUCCUGGCCCAGCCAAUGGAGCCGUCGAGUCUAAGUGUGAAGGAGACCAUGUUCCAGAUGGGAGAAAAAGACGAAGAUGAAGACCUGGAUGCCAAAAUCACCCGACGAGUUCAGAGAGCUGCUAGAAGAAAAGCAAAACAGGAACAGCUGAAGAGACUCCACAAGGCUCAGAUGAUCCAGAGACAGCUGCAACAGGUGGAGGAGAAACAGAGACAGCUGGAGGAGAGAGGAGUGAUGGUGGAGAAAGCUCUAAGAGGAGAAGCAGGACUGGGUAAACUGGAUAAUCCGGCUCUGAUGCAGCAGUGGUUUCAGUUGGUCCAGCAGAAGAACUCUCUGGUCCGUUAUGAAUCUGAACUAAUGAUAUUUGCUCGGGAGUUGGAGUUGGAGGACAGACAGAGUCGGCUGCAGCAGGAGCUCAGAGAGCGGAUGGCCGUGGACGACCACCUGAAGGAGGAGUGGGAGCUGCUGGAGGAGCGUCUGAUUCUGGAGGAGAUGUUGGAUGUGGUGGAGCAGAGAGACUCUCUGGUGUCUCUGCUGGAGGAACAAAGACUGCAGCAACGACAGGAAGACCACGACCUGGGGGAGGUUAUGAUGACCCGAGGACUGGGACUCAGCUGGACCUGA
Anoplopoma fimbria (sablefish) is the source of this 4488-nucleotide messenger RNA. Its product is annotated as protein-methionine sulfoxide oxidase mical3a-like. Bases 1 to 4488 code for a protein of 1495 amino acids. The transcript has 32 exons. Lineage: Eukaryota; Metazoa; Chordata; Actinopteri; Perciformes; Anoplopomatidae. Gene Ontology annotation, molecular function: FAD binding; protein binding. The record is from RefSeq and is a predicted model, not a curated record.